GCGUGCUCGGGCGGCGGCCGAAUGGAGAGGAAGGGCUCGGCGGCCGGGGCCAAGGGGAACCCGAGCCCGCCCGCGGCCGGCGAGGGGCAGCGGCCGUCGCCGCCAGUGUGCGUCCCGGGAGGCAGCGGAGGAGCCCCCGCGCGGGGCCAGGCUGGGGCGGCGGCCGAGCCCGCCGAGCUCAUCCGGCGCGCUCACGAGUUCAAGAGCCAAGGGGCGCAGUGCUACAAGGACAAGAAAUUCCGCGAAGCCAUCGGCAAAUACCACCGGGCGUUGCUGGAGCUGAAGGGGCUGCUGCCGCCCCCCGGGGAACGGGAGCGGGACUCGCGCGCAGCCUCCCCGGCCGGGGCCCCCAAGCCUGGCCGCCUCUCAGAGGAGCAGAGCAAGUCGGUGGAAGCCAUCGAGAUCGACUGCUACAACAGCUUGGCAGCCUGCCUGCUCCAGGCUGAGCUGGUAAACUACGAGCGCGUCAAGGAGUACUGCCUCAAAGUGCUGAAGAAGGAAGGGGAGAACUUCAAGGCCCUCUACCGGUCUGGUGUGGCCUUCUACCACCUUGGGGACUAUGACAAAGCACUCUACUACCUGAAGGAAGCAAGAACCCGACAACCAACAGACACCAACGUGAUUCGGUAUAUCCAGCUGACGGAGAUGAAGCUCAGCAGAUGCUCCCAGAGGGAGAAAGAAGCCAUGUAACUACCAAGCCUCUCCAGAGACACCCACGCCUGACUGGAGACUUCCAGGCACCCGCUGGUGGAGAGCCCCACCCUAGAUUCUGUCCCUUUACCCCCACUUCUUCCAGCUCCCCUUCUUCCUCCCAUUGUUCCUCAACUCUGUCUGUGUCCAGUGUGAAAAGAAGGUGAGAUGCACAUUUGGAAUCUGGUGGGCUGCCCAGACACAGAGACUCCUCUUCACUGGCAGGUCAGCGACUGAGAGGGGCCUAACGUCUGCUGGGGGGGAGUCUCACAGGCUGGGAAUGCUGGGAAGGCAGCAGGCACGGAGCCCACGGUCUGGAACCUGCUAUGUCCUCCUGAUGGACCAGGACACCUUAAGGCAACUGUGACAAAUCUAGGGCUGAAGCAAACACCAGAAGCACAGGUGGAGCCAACAUUAAAGACUGGACUUGUAACUGGACGCCCGCCCCUAGCCCCCUGUCACCUUAGCCCCUGCCACCCUCCCCAUCACUUGGCUUGGCUUGUGCUUCCUUCUCUCUGCCAGGAUUCACAUGCCAUUGAGGCCCACGCUCAGUGCCCUCUGGUGACCACACAUACCAUUCCCCCAACUCCCAGCCAGUAGGCAGCUGGGACAGCACAAGGGCAGAGCAGGUUGGGGACAGGGGAGGGACAGAUGAUGGGUAAGGGAAAGAGCAUUGUGUAGGCUGGGGGAUCCCACUGUGGGUUCCUUAAGUGUAAAUAAAAACAAACUUUCAGGCAGCGGUUCCUGUCACCCUGUGGGGAUCCACUCCCUCCCUCCCUCACCUCCUCCCCCAAUCCUCCCUCAGAGCUGCUUACAACUGGGCAGGAUGGGCUUCCCCCAAAGUGCAGGGCCAUUUGUCCAGAGCCGUAUGCCACGUUGACUGCGGCCUUUGUGCUUUACAGAGUGGGCUGGGAUCAUGGAGACUGCCCUGGGGCCUGGCUUCGAGGGAACCUGUAAGGCCUCUUUUUGAUGAAAUGAUCUGGACUCCAUAUCUAACGCAUAAAAUGUGUUCAACAAAUGUUUGUUGAAUGAAUACAUUAUAACUGCAGACUGACUCUCCUGCCUUAAAAUAAUUUUAUCCCAGCCUAGUCUCCUGGUACCCCUGCUCUUUAUGCUAUGCCAUGUUGCUUCAGUCAAACAAGAAACAUUGACUGAGGGCUUGCUGUUUGCUCAUUGUAGUGCAAUAUGCCCUGGGACACAGGAUGUGGUCCCAGUCUUCAAAGAGUUUGGAAGAGUUGAGAAAUGCAUAUGAGAUUACUACCAAUGACACCUUUAAUUUAUAUGAUGCUUCAAUGUUUUCAGAGCACUUUGGUGUAUUUUUCGUGUGAUUAGUGAGAUACUAUUGUACAAAAUUAAGAUAUAUACCGAUGCAAUAAUGUGAAUAGUUAGGAUUUAUUAAAUGCACUAUCCUCAGAUCUUUA
Molecule: messenger RNA, 2111 nt
Organism: Marmota flaviventris (yellow-bellied marmot)
Lineage: Eukaryota; Metazoa; Chordata; Mammalia; Rodentia; Sciuridae
Gene: Ttc9
Product: tetratricopeptide repeat domain 9
Biological process (GO): negative regulation of apoptotic process; protein folding
Cellular component (GO): membrane; mitochondrial envelope; cytosol
Molecular function (GO): protein binding; protein folding chaperone
Source: RefSeq, a predicted model, not a curated record